GCAUCGGCUAGAUCGGCUAUUCCUCCCUGAAGUCGGACUUCCCCGACACGACGGCGAACGACAGGACUCUAAACAAAACAUUAUUGGUUUUACUGCUUUUUCCAAAAUGAUUGACACGGAAUUAAAAUGUCUGUGCUAGACGACUCUGAAAUAAGGCUAGAGAGACAAGAAAAUGAAGUAAAUGCUCUUAAGGCCAUAUUUGGUGAUGAAUUGGAAGAUCUACGAAACCCAUCUGAAAAUGAUGUUUGGCAGCCCCUUGAUUUUAUACUCAACCUCACUCCACAACAAGGAAGCUCCGGUGUCAAAGAAAUCCAUGCCCAAAUUCACCUUCAUGUAUCAUGCUGUCGUCUUUACCCGGAGAAAGUGCCAAAACUAGAGGUAAAGAAAAGCAAAGGCCUCUCUACAAGUGAUAUUUCUCAACUACAACAAGAGCUAGAAAUAUUAACUUCUAAGCUCAUUGGACAAGAGAUGGUUUUUGAAAUUGCACAGCAUGUACAGGGAUUUCUUCACAAACACAACAAACCCGGUUUCAAAUCAUUCCACGAAGAAAUGUUGCUUUUUCAACAACAGCAGGAACAACAACAGCAACAACUUAAUUCAAUACGCGAACAAAAAGAGAGGCAAGCAAUACAAGACGAGGUCCAUCGCAAGCAAGAGGCAUUACGUGCUGAAGGCCGCCAGAGAAGAGAAAGUCUUAGACUCAACCAAGACCCCUCCACUAACUACACUCAUGGUGACCACUUAGAACAGUCUGUGGAGACCAAACCUACUUUAUUCAAGGACUGUUAUAUAAAGACAACACAGGAUUAUGUUUCUGAUGAGGAAGACCCUGAAUCAGAAAUGCGCUUUAUUUCUCAUGAAUCAAAAAGCCAAUCUCGCAUUCUCAAUGAAUUUGAAAUGUUGAAAUUUCUUGGGAAGGGAGCAUUUGGUGAUGUUUUAAAAGUGCGUAACAAACUUGAUGGUAGGGUGUAUGCUAUUAAACGGAUUGAAUUAAACCCACGCAACCGCCAACUUAAUCGGCGUAUCACGAGAGAAGUAAAACUUCUUUCUCAGUUGAACCAUGAAAAUGUUGUUCGGUAUUACAAUUCGUGGAUUGAAAGUGCUACAAUGGAAGUAUCCUCGAGUGAAUCAUGUAGUGAAAAUUCACCAAUUCCUAAACAGUACCGUCCAGUGAAGGCUUUAAAAGAACUAGCUCCUGCUAUAAAGGGCAGUUUAGAGUGGAGUGUUUCUAGCACUGCCAUGCAGCCAAAUAUUGAGAGUGACUCAGAUAGUGAUGGUCCAAAUGAUGAUCACUGGUUGGGAUUUUUAUCUAUGCAGGAUUCAUCCGACAGCAUUGUCUUUGAAAAUGGCUCUCAGGCGUCUCCUGACAUAGAUAAAGUAGAACCAAACGGAAAAUUUUCAGAGGUUGAUUCUGACGAAUUGAAAAAUGUUCUUAGUCCUCUCCAACGAGAAAUUCAGUUUAUGUAUAUCCAGAUGGAGUUUUGUGAAAAAAGUACCCUAAGGACUGCAAUAGAUGAAGGCCUGUGUCGAGAUGAAACUCGAGUUUGGAGAUUAUUCAGAGAAAUAGUUGAAGGGCUGGCCCAUAUUCAUCAACAAGGAAUGAUUCAUCGAGAUCUGAAGCCAGUGAAUAUUUUCUUGGACUCUCAGGAUCACGUGAAAAUUGGUGAUUUUGGCCUUGCGACAAUGAGCAGCCUGCCAAGGGCAGCAACCAAAGAGAAGGAUGUGGUGGAUACCUGCCUCAUUGACCAAUUGUAUAUUAGCUCCGACAGGAAUGACACUGCUGAUCAGUCCCUCACUAGUCAUAUUGGUACAGCCUUGUAUGUCGCACCAGAAGUAAACAAUGCAUCAUCGAAAGCAAUGUACAAUCAGAAAGUAGAUAUUUAUAGUUUAGGUAUUAUAUUUUUUGAGAUGUGUUAUCCUCCUUUGCAAACCAGCAUGGAGCGUAUGACCAUCCUCCAAAACCUCCGCUCCAAGCAGAUCAUCUUCCCAGUGAAUUUUCCUUUGAGUGAUUUGGUAAAACAGGCUCAUGUUAUACGGUGGCUUCUUGAUCAUGAGCCGUCGCGAAGGCCAUCAUCUGAAGAGCUUUUGGCUUCAGAUUCCUUACCGCCUCCUGAACUUGAAGAUGCUGAGUUGCAAGAUAUGGUUCGUCAUACAUUAAGAAAUCCUCAAAGCAAAGCAUAUAAGUACCUUAUAGCUUCAUGCUUUAAACAAAAUGUUGGCGCAGCGGAAGAUGUUACAUUUGAUAUGGCUGUAACUCAAAAAGUUUUAAGUCUACAACGAUUUUUGGUUCUUCAAGAUAUGGCCAAAGGUGUAGUGGUCAGAGUUUUUAAGAAGCAUGGUGCUGUUAGCUUCACCACACCCCUUCUGAUGCCUCAAUGUGAUGUAUACUCUGAAGUAGAUUCUGUUGUUCGUCUUAUGACUCGAUGGGGUGGCAUUGUAAAUGUCCCCCAUGAUCUCAGAGUCAACUUUGCCCGUUAUGUUGCCUGGAAUAAUAUAUUAUGCUUGAAACGUUAUGCCAUUCAAAGAGUCUACCGAGAAAAGAGAGUGUAUGGCUUCCAUCCUAGAGAACUGUAUGAGUGUGCUUUUGAUAUUGUUACUCCUAAUCCAGGGAGUUUGUUGUUGGAUGCUGAACUAUUAGCUGUGUCUUGGGAAGUGGUAUCUGAACUUCCUGGCUUGAAAGAUCUUGCUUGUGCAUUUCGUCUCAACCACACUGCUCUGGUCAAAGCUGCUCUGCUCCAUGCUGGUAUCAGUGAAAAUCGCCAUGUUAAGAUUCUUUCAGUCUGUAGUGAGGAUAAAAAUAAUUUGAAACAACAAUUGCAAGGAAUGCUCUCCGAGGCAGAAAUUGUCUCUUUAUUUGGAUUGCUGGAGGUAGAAGGUCCAUUUUCUAAAGUCUCUGCAUCAUUUCGUGUGAUAAGUAAGCGAAGAGGAGCAGCAGCAUCCUGGGCAAAACAGGGCCUUCAUGAUCUUGAAACCACUAUCAAUCAUGCCCAGAAGUUAGGCAUCAAGUGCCCUAUAUUAAUUAGUCCAGUACUUGUUCGGAACAUAAAUCUGUAUUCUGGUGUCAUGUGUCAGUUGGUUUGUGAAAACAAGAAUAAACACAGGCAUGGAGGGGUUGAGGUGAUUGCAGCUGGAGGAAGAUACGACGGUAUGAUUUCCUCCUUCAGACAAGCCCUUGAUCGAAGUGGUAUGUUGCGCCCGGGGACAUGUCAGUCUGCUGUUGGUGUUAGCAUCUGUAUGGAUAAAGUUGUCACACUUCUUCACGACAGUGGUGAAACAGUUCAUGCUGCGGAUGUUGUUCUUUGCUUCUCUGGGAAUCUAACAGCUUCUGAGGCUGCUCUGGUUGCCAAAGACCUCUGGGGUGCUGGAAUAAAAUGUUUGUUACUUGACAAUACGGAGCAGGAUAUAGAGGAGUAUUGUCAAGAAAUGGAAGUUCCUCUGAUGAUUAUGCUAAAAGAGGGAGACACAAAUUCACUUCAUGUUAGAAGUUGGGAGAAAGAUAGACUGCAGGAAAAGAAAGUCCUUCGCUCUGAAUUGGUUGAAUAUCUCCAAAGAGCUCUUCGUUCUUCAAGAGAUCAGAUUGAGGGAGUGGGAUCUGCUCAAUCUUUGCAAAGGCAAGAAAGUAAGACUCAAGCUGGUGGGGACUCCCACUCUUUUGCACAUAAUCAUGCACAUUCCCACCGGCAUUCUCAUUCAUCAGAAACACAUGUUCAUCAACACCACCCAAUGAUGAAUAUUAAUUUUCUAAGCUCAGAAAGAAUGGCAGCUAGUUCUAGAAAGCGAUAUCAAACACAGAUUUUCAGCCAUUCUCUCAGAGUUUUACAGAAACUAGAAGUUGGAGCACCUAUUGAGGUUCUAGCUGUUGGUGCACUAGAUGGAGCAGCUGUGUGUUCCUUGGCUGGAUUGCUUGAUUUGGAAAGUGAGCAAGAGUUUAAGGAGAGUUGCAAAGUCGCAAGUGAAAAGUUGCCAAGGAACAAAAAGAUAACAACUGAAGUUUUAGAUGAAAUCUAUGACUUACGUUUUGAGAAAAAUGCUCCUGUGAUAAUGUUGUAUAGCCUUCCUGAUAACAAAUUUCGCCUUUUAGUUUGAGUUACACAAACCAAGACUUUGCUUUCAGCCCUUUGUUUCUCUCAUAUGAACAUCUCAAAGAGAGGCACUUGUAACUAGCCUAGACUUUGCCAAGUGUUUUUUUUUUUUUUUUUUUCAAGCUUGAAUCAAGCAUCCUGUUGAUAAUUUUGAUUACUAUUCUUUUAUACUGUAUUUUAUUUCUUAAUAUGUUUAAGUACGAAUUCUGACUGAUGCAAGUGACUGCAACAAAAAAUGAGUUCUACCAAUUUGUUCCUCUUAUUUAACAGUUUAACUGAGGAUAUUUUUGCUUUUACUUUGUGAGUGGGUCUAGGUGGAAAGAACCAAAGACAUUUGUGAAGUGCCUGUCGAUAGGUAUUAUUAUAAUGUGUUAUAUAUUUCAUAUAUACAUCAACAAGUUCAAAUUAAUCAAAUAAAAGUGGAACAUAAAGGGAAUGAUUUGUAUAUAAACAUGAAUAAAUAUGAAUGAAAUAUUUUUCUAUGAAA
Molecule: messenger RNA, 4569 nt
Organism: Thrips palmi
Lineage: Eukaryota; Metazoa; Arthropoda; Insecta; Thysanoptera; Thripidae
Gene: Gcn2
Product: eIF-2-alpha kinase GCN2
Exons: 24
Coding region: 127-4086 (1319 amino acids)
Biological process (GO): protein phosphorylation
Cellular component (GO): cytosol
Molecular function (GO): ATP binding; eukaryotic translation initiation factor 2alpha kinase activity; protein binding
Source: RefSeq, a predicted model, not a curated record